UACACACACACACAUAUAUAUACUCACACGCGCGCGCUGAGUGAGUGAGGGAGAGUUAGGUGAGUGAGAGAGUAAGCGAGGGAGUUAGUGAGAGCGGACUGGUGCAGAUGUGCGGGAAGGUCGGACAGUGAGAGAGAAUAGCGCAUGUCUGAGAUAUAUACAUCUAUACCAGAGUUACACUAGAAGUGCACCAUUACCGAAGCACAUUUCUCAACCCUCAGACAAACCGAAAAGACGGAAGCUAAUAAGAGUGGCAUUUUAGCGGGCACUUUCGAGCCGACACUUUUAUUCUCUAGCUUUCGCACACUAUAAAUCGGCAAAAUAGAGCACAUAACGUUCAAGAUGCCUCGGGUGGUCCCGGAUCAGAGGAGCAAGUUCGAGAAUGAGGAGUUCUUCAGGAAACUGAGCCGCGAGUGUGAGAUUAAAUACACCGGUUUCAGAGACCGACCGCACGAGGAGAGACAAGCCCGCUUUCAGAACGCCUGCCGGGACGGUCGCUCAGAAAUAGCUUUUGUGGCGACCGGCACCAAUCUCUCGCUGCAGUUCUUCCCCGCCAACCUGCAUGGUGAGCAGAGGCAGAUGCCCAGUCGGGAGUACGUGGACUUUGAGAGGGAAACGGGAAAGGUUUACUUGAAGGCCCCAAUGAUCUUGAAUGGAGUGUGUGUGAUAUGGAAAGGCUGGAUCGACCUGCAGCGUCUAGAUGGGAUGGGCUGUUUGGAAUAUGAUGAAGAAAGAGCACAGCAUGAGGAUGCACUUGCUCAGGCAGCUUUUGAAGAGGCUCGCAGGAGGACUCGUGAUUUCGAGGACAGGGAUCGGUCACACCGUGAAGAUCUAGAGGACCCUGUGGCAUCAAAAAUCUGGGACUGAUGGCAUUCAUGGACCAGGCCCAGGCGACAGCAGGACCCCAGCCCUGGCUCCAACAUGGGCAACACUGACGAUCACAAGAUGCGCUAACGGCAAUCAACAAUCCUGUGGGCAGGGAAGGGUCACACAAUCUCAAUCACCACAGCACCUCAAACCACCAUCAGCUUGAAAAUUACACAAGAGACCAAAGUUCACGAUGUCUGACACUGGGAGGGUUUUUAAAGUGCUUCCUCAUUAAAUCGUGCUGUAAGGGUGAAUAUUGGUUUGGGUUGAUGUUAACCGGAUAUGGGGAUAUGUUGUGUUUAAUUCACCCUCCCUUGUUCUUGGGGUUUUGCACUAUGUGAUACUUUUAAAUAGUUCCCAUGUUGCCUUCUGGUAUAUAAAGUGUUCCUACCUGCCUUUUCUUUUGCCCUCCCCUCAUGCAAGCUAUAUCUUAUGAUUUUUUGGCACUAUCAUAAUGA
This is a messenger RNA of Trichomycterus rosablanca, 1325 nucleotides long. It is a transcript of the gene cbfb, whose product is annotated as core-binding factor subunit beta. Gene Ontology annotation, molecular function: transcription coactivator activity; sequence-specific DNA binding. Gene Ontology annotation, cellular component: nucleus; core-binding factor complex. Gene Ontology annotation, biological process: regulation of transcription by RNA polymerase II. The transcript has 7 exons. The record is from RefSeq and is a predicted model, not a curated record. The coding region runs from base 343 to 867 and encodes 174 amino acids. NCBI's taxonomy places the organism in Eukaryota, Metazoa, Chordata, Actinopteri, Siluriformes, Trichomycteridae.